AUGGCAGAUCAAGUGUUUAAAGGUAGCCAACCGGUUCAUCUCAUCAAACACCCAUCUGGAGUUGUUCCAACUAUUCGAAACAUAGUGUCUAUUGUCAAUCUGGACUAUAAAUUGGAUUUGAAAACUAUAGCAUUACAGGCUCGAAAUGCAGAAUACAACCCAAAGCGUUUUGCUCCUCUUAUUAUGAGGAUAAGAGAACCUAAAACUACAACACUAAUCUUUGUGUCUGGGAAAAUUGUUUGUACAGGAGCCAAGAGUGAACAACAAUCAAAAUUAGCAGCACGAAAGUAUGCUCGAAUUAUACAAAAACUUGGUUUCCCAGCAAAAUUUAUGGAUUUCAAGAUCCAGAAUAUAGUUGGAUCAUGUAAUGUGAAAUUUCCAAUUAGACUCGAAGGACUUGCAAACUCUCAUGGUGCUUUCUCAAGGUAUGAGCCGGAAAUAUUCCCUGGAUUGGUUUAUCGUAUGAAUCAACCUAAAAUUGUGUUGCUCAUUUUUGUUUCCGGGAAAAUUGUUCUUACUGGAUCAAAGGUAAUAGAAGAGAUGUACACUGCCUUUGAGAAUAUAUAUCAUGUGCUAAUAGAGUUCAGAAAGAAUCAACAAUAGUAAUAUUUAGUAUGGGGGUGAGAGAAUGAAAUUGUAUUUGGCUUCUAUGCCAAUUUAUUCGUCCAUUGAAUAAAUAUAUUAACGAGAAGAAUUUUGUGGCAUUUUA
This is a messenger RNA of Lactuca sativa (garden lettuce), 709 nucleotides long. Its product is annotated as TATA-box-binding protein. Gene Ontology annotation, molecular function: DNA binding. Gene Ontology annotation, biological process: DNA-templated transcription initiation. NCBI's taxonomy places the organism in Eukaryota, Viridiplantae, Streptophyta, Magnoliopsida, Asterales, Asteraceae. The record is from RefSeq and is a predicted model, not a curated record.